Molecule: messenger RNA, 2391 nt
Organism: Eruca vesicaria subsp. sativa (arugula)
Lineage: Eukaryota; Viridiplantae; Streptophyta; Magnoliopsida; Brassicales; Brassicaceae
Source: the annotation of a GenBank genome assembly
CGUAAACACACUCAAAACUCUUAAUCUUUUUAAGGAGCUUCUCUCUUUUAUCGCCAACUAAAAUGCAAUAUAUUUUCUAGACUGACUCGCAUCUCUUAACCACAAGUUCUACAUUCGUCGGAAAAGUAACUCGUUGGACAACAUAACAACGUACGCUUGUCUCGUGAAUCUCCCUGAGCUCGCUCUACGAACAAGACGACGACAAGCACCAUCAUAUAAUCCCUAGUCUCUAGCAAAGUUUCUCCUGAGCUUUUAUAUAUUCAAAGAUUCGGAUCUUGAAGAAGAUUCUAAUCCGUGAUUUCGCUUGAAUCGGUGGAAGAUUUGUAGAUUUGGACUGCAUUUUUCUGAAGAAUGUUGAUAGUGACUUACCAUCACCUAUAAGCUCUCUUCUCCUUGCUGGCGUUUUAGUGUUUCUGAGGAAAAGGCCAUGGCUUUGGGAUCUCCUAAGCUUUCUAUAUUUGGUGCUGCUUUUCCUCGUAAAGUGUCUACCAUUGCAAUAGCUAUAGGGGGAUUAACAUCCUUCUUUGUUUUCGGGUUGUUGCUUCGUCUUUCGUAUCCAGUUAAUUUCUCAAUGAGUGGUGUGUUUUAUGGGAACGCGACUCCUGAACAAGUUGAAGUCCCUUUAUCUUUGACCAACAACAAUACCGUGAAAGGGCUGUACACGGGUAGUGACAUUAGUGUUUCGGAUCAGAAUCUGACUUCUCACUCUAGCUCGGGAUCACAUGAUGUUGUUGUUAGUGGAAACAUACCACCACCGCCGGGUUUCGAUGGUGAUGGGAAGUUGGAGGAGAAGCCUUUGGUGGAAAGGAAAGAGGAUACGGCUGAGAAGAAGGCUGAUGUUGGAUCAGGUGAAGUGGAAGCUGAAACCAGUGUUUCCAAGGCUGAAGACACUCCAAGUGUUGUAGUACAUGAUGACUCUAAAACUGCUUCUGCUGAACCAGAGUGUGAUUUGUAUCAAGGUAGCUGGUUUUAUGAUCCGGAGGGACCUGUGUACACGAACAAUUCUUGCCCCGUCCUGACGCAGAUGCAGAACUGUCAGGGCAAUGGACGACCUGACAAGGGAUACGAGAACUGGAGAUGGAAACCAUCUCAGUGUGACCUUCCUCGGUUUGAUGCCAAGAAAUUUCUAGAGCUAAUGAGAGGCAAGACAUUAGCCUUUAUAGGUGAUUCAGUAGCUCGUAACCAGAUGGAAUCCAUGUUGUGCCUUCUUUGGCAGGUUGAAACACCGGUCAAUCGUGGGAGCCGAAAGAUGCAGAGAUGGUUAUUUAAGUCAUACUCAGUAAUGAUUGCCCGUAUAUGGUCAUCUUGGCUCGUCCAUCAGUUCAACGAAAAAUUCGAUUAUGCUCCUGAAGGUGUCACAAAACUAAAGCUGGACCUUCCUGAUGAGCGCAUAAUAGAAGCUCUUCCCAAAUUCGACGUGGUUGUCCUGUCAUCAGGGCACUGGUUUGCAAAGCAAUCUGUCUACGUACUAAAUGACGAGAUCGUUGGAGGCCAGUUAUGGUGGCCAGACAAAUCAAAACCCAUGAAAGUCAAUAACGUCGAAGCAUUCGGAAUAUCAGUUGAAACAAUCCUAAAGUCAAUGGCUCAACACCCUAACUACACCGGUUUAACCAUAGUGAGAACAUGGUCGCCUGAUCACUACGAGGGUGGUGCUUGGAACACAGGAGGUUCAUGCACAGGGAAAGAAGAACCAAUCCUUCCAGGGAAGCUAGUGAAAAAUGGCUUCACGGAGAUAAUGCAUGAGAAACAAGCAACAGGGUUUAACAGAGCUGUGGAGGGGGUCUCGGAGAGCUCAAAGGUUAAGUUAAAGCUGAUGGAUAUUACAGAGGCCUUUGGGUAUCGACACGAUGGUCAUCCUGGUCCGUACAGGAGUCCUGACCCCAAAAAGAUCACUAAAAGGGGACCUGAUGGAAGACCUCCGCCUCAGGACUGCUUGCACUGGUGCAUGCCUGGACCGGUUGAUACAUGGAAUGAGAUGGUGUUGGAGCUCAUAAGGAGAGACGUGGAAGGGGGGAAAAGGAAUAACUGAUGAGUUACAUAUACUAUUAUUAUGAUUCUUGAUCGAUGAUAAACCAAACAUAAACUCUCACUUGUAGAGUUUUGUCAACCACGGUGAGGUGUAGAAUUAGGAUUGUUUCUGAUCGUAUUUCUGCCACGUUUGCCUGUGUCUUUGAGAUUGAAAGCUAUUGUUUUGUUUCUUUUAUUUCAUGUUAUAUUUUUGGCUAUUUCGGAGGUAUUCUGAGUUGAGAUGUACAUUACGGAAUAAUUGAGCUCAUGUUAUCGCUCAGCUCAGUGAGCUCACCCGAAGGCGCUUGCUUUUGGGCUUGUUGGACAAGAAAAUAAUUGUUCGUACAAUUGAUAUAGGUAUAUAAUAAAGGGUAGAGGUAUUAA